Molecule: messenger RNA, 2072 nt
Organism: Molossus molossus (Pallas's mastiff bat)
Lineage: Eukaryota; Metazoa; Chordata; Mammalia; Chiroptera; Molossidae
Gene: RAB8A
Product: RAB8A, member RAS oncogene family
Exons: 7
Coding region: 34-591 (185 amino acids)
Biological process (GO): regulation of exocytosis; cellular response to insulin stimulus; protein localization to plasma membrane
Cellular component (GO): trans-Golgi network transport vesicle; synaptic vesicle; dendritic spine
Molecular function (GO): GTP binding; GTPase activity
Source: RefSeq, a predicted model, not a curated record
UGGCCGCACUUCCCGUCGGGGAGAGAGUGUAAUAUGGCGAAGACCUACGAUUACCUGUUCAAGCUGCUGCUGAUCGGGGACUCGGGGGUGGGGAAGACCUGUGUCCUGUUCCGCUUCUCCGAGGACGCCUUCAAUUCCACUUUCAUCUCCACUAUAGGAAUUGACUUUAAAAUUAGGACCAUAGAGCUUGAUGGCAAGAGAAUUAAACUACAGAUAUGGGACACAGCCGGCCAGGAACGGUUUCGGACAAUCACAACAGCCUACUACAGGGGCGCAAUGGGCAUCAUGCUGGUCUACGACAUCACCAACGAGAAGUCCUUUGACAACAUCCGGAACUGGAUUCGGAACAUUGAGGAGCACGCCUCUGCAGAUGUUGAAAAGAUGAUACUUGGGAACAAGUGUGAUGUGAACGACAAGAGACAAGUGUCCAAGGAACGGGGAGAGAAGGCAUUUUUCACUCUUGCCAGAGAUAUCAAAGCAAAAAUGGACAAAAAAUUGGAAGGCAACAGCCCCCAGGGGAGCAACCAGGGAGUCAAAAUCACACCAGACCAGCAGAAGAAGACCAGCUUUUUCCGAUGUGUUCUUCUGUGAGGAACGCCGCCUUACUCUGAGCCUUGCUCAGCCGAGCUGACUGUGCCUGUCCUGAGUGAGCCCUUCACUCAGCCGGGGCCUUCCCCCCUCCAAUGCCCCUGCCAUGGCCACCGGGCCCAGGGCCACCAGAACACAAUUGAGAAAUUGUUUAUUUUAGUAACUGUCUGAUCUUUUUCAACUUUGGAGAUGAAAUAAGUUAAGGAUUUGCUAUUUUUCCCGCGAUGUCCACCGAACUGGCCCAUGCAUUGUGUACCUGGAGAGAAAGAUGGAGACAUCAUGACCAGCAAAAGUGACCAGUGUGGUGGGCCUCCAUCUCUGGGGCGUGACAUAACUAAAAUUCUACUGCAAAGCCUGUCUACAUCUCCCACCACAGAAGCAAGGUUCCCAAAGGCCAGUGAUGGUUCCAGGAGUGCUGAGCUUUGCACCCUCAGUGAGGUGACCCAAUCAGGCCCAGGAAGCGUCCGCCGACAUGUCUGACACCCAUUUUCACCUUUUCUCUGUUUUGGACAAGUGACAAAAACAUUUCUUAUUUCCCCCUCCCUCCUCUUUUUGACUCUCAAACCAAAGGAAAGCACAAAUUAAGGAAAUCCUGUGUAGAGCGCUCGGACGGAAGGAGGAGUGGAGGGGCCUUUCCUGUUCACAGCAGGUUUCGGUCUACAGUCCAGCCAGGCCUCGGGCGUGGUCAGUGGACCUCGGCAGUCCCUGUCUGAUCAUCAAGGGGACACCAUGCAUCCCACGGGUGACCCCAAAAAUGCAACCACACACUCUUCACCCACAAUUAGGGAGUUCACCUCUUGGCCCCUAAACAGCCCCACUCCUCUUUGUCCUCCCACAGUCUCUAAAUCAGACAUUCUUUCUAGCUGAGAUUUUUAUUUGUCCAGAUCUUUAGUGCCAUGAAGUGAUUCCAUCUUUGAUUUCUGAUGGCAGACCCAGGGGACCAGGGACACGUAUGUACCUGUGGCUGGAUGUGGCCAAGAUUAUGAAGCAUCCCUGGUGACAGACUGACCACAGAGCUGCCUGGGCUGGUUUUUAACUGCUGUCAUUGGUUCUGUUUCGACAGCCCUACCUUCCCGUAGAGAGUGUGCAUUUGAGACCAGGUCUGAGGGGUGUCACCAGGGAGCCUUUAUAUUUCUUUUUCUUAUACCCCACCCCAAGCUGCUGUCUACCCAAGCCAUUGGCAUCAUAAUUUCUUUUUUGAAUUAAAACCAAUGUACCAGCCACAGUCUGCUGUUCCCUUGGAAUUUCUUAAUAUGCUCUGUUUACAUCAUUAAACACUUAAGGAAAACAACAAAUUAAAGCUCAUUUUAAAGUUCCUAGAUUUUUAUGUCCACAGUUAUCUGUAGGUGGAGAAAUGUGUCUAGGCAUUGGAUGGUGGGUUUGCAGAAUGCCCAUUAAAACACAGUUCAGGGCAGGACAGUGUUGCUCAGUGGAUUGCGCAUCAUCCCGUGGACUGAGAGGUUCCUGUUCAAUUCCCAGUCAGG